This is a messenger RNA of Plenodomus lingam JN3, 1527 nucleotides long. RefSeq lists its product as uncharacterized. Gene Ontology annotation, molecular function: pyridoxal phosphate binding; serine C-palmitoyltransferase activity. The record is from RefSeq and is a predicted model, not a curated record. Gene Ontology annotation, biological process: ceramide biosynthetic process; sphingosine biosynthetic process. NCBI's taxonomy places the organism in Eukaryota, Fungi, Ascomycota, Dothideomycetes, Pleosporales, Leptosphaeriaceae. Gene Ontology annotation, cellular component: endoplasmic reticulum.
AUGGAUCUCCACGAAGUACAGAAUGCGACUGCACGCUUUUUCACAGACGCCAAUGCGCAGUUCAACCGCAUCCCCGGAUCGGCCAUUGCGGUGCGAUACAUCAAGUCGAGUUACCAGAACGACCCGGUGCGCAGCGCGAUUGAACUGUUCCUCUUUCUCUUUGCCGUGCGCUAUCUGCUGGCACCCAAGUACAGCACGCAGAAGAAAGUGCAAUUGACGGACGCGGAGAUUGACGAGCUGGUCGAAGACUGGACGCCUGAGCCACUCGUUGCACCGCCUACGCAGUUUGAGGAACUGGAUAACGAGAAGCGGCCAGUGAUUGUUGGACCCACGGGCCCCAAGUCGAAGCUCUCUACCGGCCGCACCGUCACGAACCUUGCUUCCUAUAAUUUCUACAACUUCCUCGCCUCAGAUGCGCUCAAGGAGAAAGCCAUACAGACGCUGCGCACCUACGGUGUUGGCCCCUGCGGCCCUCCCGGUUUCUACGGCACCCAGGAUGUUCACAUGAAGACAGAGGCCGACGUAGCCGCACACUUGGGUGUCCCGGCCUGCAUCAUCUACGCCCAGUCCUUCUCCACCAUCAGCAGCGUUAUCCCGAGUUUCAGCAAGCGGGGCGACAUCAUCGUAGCCGACCGAGCCAUCAACUAUGCCGCCCGCAAGGGCAUGCAGAUUAGUCGCAGCACCGUGCGCUGGUUCGAGCACAAUGACAUGGAGGAUCUUGAGAAUGUACUGAAGAAAAUCACAAAGGAACAGGCAAAGAAGCCGCUUACUAGGCGCUUCAUCAUCACCGAAGGCCUCUUUGAGAACAUGGGCGAUGUCGUGGACCUGCCAAAGCUGAUUGAGCUGAAGCUCAAGUACAAGUUCCGCCUCAUCCUCGACGAAACAUGGUCCUACGGCGUCCUCGGUCGCACCGGUGCGGGCGUGACGGAGGCUCAAAACGUCGACGCGACCGAAGUAGACAUGAUUAUCGGCUCCCUCUCCGGUCCGCUCUGUGCAGCCGGUGGAUUCUGCGCGGGCAACGGAGAAGUCGUCGAACAUCAACGCAUCUCGUCGGCAUCGUACACAUACUCGGCUGCUCUGCCUGCACUGCUUUCCACGACGGCGAGCGAGACCAUCAGCCUGCUGCAGGAACAACCCGAGAUCUUGACUGCAUUGCGGGAGAACAUCAAGGCGAUGCGUGCCCAACUGGACCCGAGGAGCGACUGGAUCAAGAUUACCAGUUCGGCGGACAAUCCCAUCUUACUCCUUGUCCUGAAGCCCGAAGUCAUCGAGGCCAAGAAACUGACCAUUGACGACCAAAACCAAAUCUUCCGCGAGGUGGUCGACGAGUGUCUGGCAAACAGCGUGCUCAUCACCCGCCUCAAGGCCUUUCCCCUCGGCCUCGGCCUCAACCCCCGAGAUGCCGGUUGGCAGCCCACGCCGGCGCUCAAGGUCUGCUGCACCAGCGGGCUGACCAAGAAGGAGACGGAGAAGGCAGGCACUAUCAUCAGGCAUGCGGUUACCAAGAUUGUCAGCAGGCGCAAGUAA